Molecule: messenger RNA, 3063 nt
Organism: Theobroma umbraticum
Lineage: Eukaryota; Viridiplantae; Streptophyta; Magnoliopsida; Malvales; Malvaceae
Gene: CRY2
Product: cryptochrome 2
Biological process (GO): blue light signaling pathway; circadian regulation of gene expression; entrainment of circadian clock by photoperiod
Cellular component (GO): cytoplasm; nucleus
Molecular function (GO): blue light photoreceptor activity; DNA binding; FAD binding
Source: RefSeq, a predicted model, not a curated record
AUCUUUUAUUUAUUUAUUUUGAGAUUUAGUUGUCCUUGUUUGUGGAUAACAUUCUUUAAUAUGAAUUAUUAAGGAAUCACUGAUUUCUCUUUCUGGUGUCUAGGAUCUGUUUUCUUUACUCAUGCAAAAUCUGAUCUUCCACUGUGUAUAGAUUGUAGGAAAGAUCAAGAACGGUGCUCUUAGAUUUGAAGAGGUUGUUGUCAACAAGGCUAUUGCUCCUUCUGUGGAGUUUUCGCUUGUCUAUUCUACUAGUUCUGGUGGCGGUCUGCAUCAACUUCUUGGAGUAGAAGAUAUUUUGUAGAGGUUCUGGUGUUUGAUUGGUGGAGUUGUGGAUUGGUGAGACAUGUGGGGAAGGCCUAAUUGAAGCAAGAUUCGGUUGGAUAUCCUGGAUACAUAAGAGCAGGAUAGAAGUUGCAAACAGCCGUGUAGUUUGUUUGUUGUGGCUAUAGCAGCAACAGGUAAUUUUGACUUUGAUAGCCAAAACCUAGUAUUUCUCAGUUUAGGGUUCAAGAGUUGCUAUUGAGAUAUAAGUGCUCAGCAAAUCUGAGUUUGUUUCAAGUUUGGGUUUCUUUUUAGCAUAAAACCAACUUGGAGGAGUUUGUGCAAAUUACACCUUUUUUGAUGUUCAUGUAUUGGAUUGAAGGAAAGACAUAGAGAUUAUUCAUAUCCUUUUGAAUUCAAACAUUUUAGUCUUAUCUGAAAGAUCUUGUUAGUUCAACAUGAGUAGCAGUAAAACGAUACUCUGGUUUCGGAGGGAUCUCAGGAUUGAUGACAAUCCUGCUUUAGCUGCUGCUGCAAGGAAUGGUAGUGUCUUUCCUGUCUUUAUAUGGUGCCCUAAAGAGGAAGGGCAGUUCUACCCAGGUCGAGUUUCACGAUGGUGGCUGAAGCAAUCUCUUGCUCAUUUGGAGCAGUCCUUGAGGUCUCUUGGGGCUGAACUUGUGCUGAUUAAGACCCAAAGUACUCUUUCGGCUCUUUUGGAUUGCAUCAAUGCUACUGGGGCAACAAAAGUAGUAUUUAACCAUCUUUAUGAUCCUGUUUCACUGGUUCGCGAUCAUGGCAUCAAAGAGAAACUGGCAGAGAUUGGCAUUUCUGUGCAAAGCUAUAAUGGCGAUUUGUUAUAUGAACCAUGGGAGAUAUAUGAUGAGAGGGGGCAAGCUUUUACGACCUUUGAUGCAUAUUGGGACAAGUGCUUGAACAUGCAAAUGGAACCCAUUCCACUUCUUCCCCCAUGGAGAUUGGUGCCAGCUGCAGUGACAGGAACAGUAGAAAGGUUUUCUCUUGAAGAUUUGGGCCUUGAAAAUGAAUCAGAAAAAUCUAGCAAUGCAUUGUUAGGAAGAGGAUGGUCUCCAGGUUGGAGCAAUGCCGAUAAGGCUCUAACUGAGUUUGUUGAACAGAAUCUAUUCAACUAUUCAAAUAAUAGGCUAAAGGUUGGGGGCAACUCGACAUCACUUUUGUCCCCGUAUCUUCAUUUUGGAGAGCUAAGUAUAAGGAAAGUUUUCCAGUGUGCACGGAUGAAGCAGAUACUAUGGAGAAGAGAACAGAACUCUCAAGGGGAAGAAAGUGUAACAUUUUUUCUAAAGGCCAUUGGGUUUAGAGAAUACUCCCGUUAUCUUUGUUUCAAUUUUCCAUUCACUCAUGAGCGAUCAUUGUUGAGCAACUUGAAGUAUUUUCCUUGGCAUGCUGAUGUGAACCAUUUUAAGGCUUGGAGACAAGGUCGGACUGGUUAUCCAUUGGUAGAUGCAGGAAUGAGAGAGCUUUGGGCAACUGGUUGGAUACACAACAGAAUAAGAGUGAUUGUUUCAAGUUUUGCAGUGAAGUUUCUUCUUCUUCCAUGGAAAUGGGGAAUGAAGUAUUUCUGGGACACACUUUUGGAUGCAGAUUUGGAAUGCGAUAUUCUUGGUUGGCAGUACAUAUCUGGGAGCUUACCAGAUGGUCAUGAGCUAGAACGAUUAGACAGCCCACAGAUUCAAGGCUCCAAAUUUGAUCCAGAAGGUGAAUAUGUAAGGCAAUGGCUGCCAGAGCUAGCUAGGAUGCCAACUGAGUGGAUACAUCAUCCUUGGGAUGCACCUCCUACUGUGCUUAAAGCUGCAGGUGUUGAGUUGGGCUUAAACUAUCCAAAACCUAUAAUAGAUAUAGAUACAGCUAGGGAACAUCUGACAGAAGCCAUCUUUAAAAUGUGGGAAAUGGAAGCAGCUGCAAAGGCUGCAACUUCAGAUGGGAUGAGUGAAGAAGUUUUUGAUAAUUCUGAUGGUAUUGAAACUUCCGCCAUCCCAAAAGUUAUCCUGAAGGAAAAAUCUUCUUGUCCAACAUAUUCAUCUAAUGACCAGAGGGUGCCGUCAUUUCAAAAUUGCAACAAUGGUUCAUCGCAUAGGAAGAGAGCAAAAUAUGUGGAAGAAGAAAGGUUGCAUGCAGAUAAAUUGAAAAAUCAGAAAAAAGAAGCAGGGACCUCACGAGGAGAAGAAGACUUAUGCUCGACAGCUGAAUCUUCAGCAUCUAAGAGGCAGAGUACUAGCAGAAUCUCAUUCUCUGUUCCCCAAUCUUGUUCUUCAUCGGAUGGCAGACCUUUGCAGGAGUAUGAAUCUUCUGAUCUGAAGCGAUCAUGGCAAGAAAAGAUUGACUUGGAGCAGACUUCAAGCAAAAAUGGAGCUAUGAGAUAUUAGUGCAGGUAUCUCUCUCCUAUUCCCAGGAACUGUCCUACUGAUCAAGAAAAUCAAAGGGGUCUCUGUUUCAUUUAGGCCCGUCUAACUCAAUGUUUCCCAUCACGUGCUCUAAUUGGCUGUCUACAUAUCCUUCCCUUUUAGCUAUUGCUCCUAGUAUACAACGAUCCCACCCAAGGGUUUUGGUUGGUCAUGUUUGUACACGUUCUUGUAAACAAGUUUAUACGUAUGUAAUUAAGGUUAUGUCUUGUAGCAAAUAAACAAAGCUGUCUUAUCUGUUAUCUACCCUCUUAUACCUUUGAUGAAUGUAAUCCAGGACAUUCAGUAAGUCUAGUAAGCUGUUUUACACUUGAUGGACAUUAGUUUUGUUGUUGUGGCUUAUGAAAUCUAGUAUUUUUUUUGCCUC